This is a messenger RNA of Symbiodinium necroappetens, 3588 nucleotides long. NCBI's taxonomy places the organism in Eukaryota, Dinophyceae, Suessiales, Symbiodiniaceae. The record is from the annotation of a GenBank genome assembly.
AUGGCGCUCCCGGGUGGAGAAACUCCCCUGGGAGAAGCGAAGAGUGGAGAAACUCCCUCUAGCUCCUCUCAGUUCGUGACGCAUGGGCCUUCAGUUUAUUCCGAAGGUACGGUGGGAGGCAGUGGGAAUUUGGCCACAGUUGACGAGGCGCCUCCGGAGAUCAUGGAGUGGCUCGGAGAGGAGGGAUCGCUUGGAUCCUUCCGAGAGGCUGCUAAAAACCCUGAGAGUGCGCUGGCUUUCUCCAUCUCGAAAGGUCUGGCGGCAUGCCUUCGCCACAACCACAAGCCGCGAAUUCAUGUCAAUGGAGCGGGCUGGGCCAAACUGUCAGAGGUACUCCGCUGGCCUCGAAUUGCUGAAACCUCCGCUUCAGCAGGAGACAUUUUGGAGGUGGUCCGAAGCAAUCAAAAACAGCGAUAUCAACUGGGGCUACAGACUGAUGGUCCGUACUUCAUCCGGGCAGUACAAGGUCACUCCAGAACAGAGGUUGGCGAAGAGAAUUUGUUGGAACCUGUGUCGGAGGAGCAGCUCCCCGACACGCUGCUACAUGGUACCUCCUGGAACGCUUAUGAAAGCAUCCAGCAAAGGGGGACUAGUGUCAGCGAGGUGGAGAUGCUCCCCGAUUUCCUGCUGAGACGAGCCAUCACGCGACUGCGUUUCUUGAUGGCAGCCCCAAGUUACCAGAAACUCUGGGCAUCUGGGGUCUUUCAGGAGAUUCUGGAAAAGAACCGCCAGAAGGAAAUGGAGAAGAUACAGGCGUUGGAUGCGCAGCAACUUGCAGACUGGGAGAAGCCAGUGGAUGCUCUGGCGGAGGCCCCGGAUGUGUCGAAACUCGAGAAGGACCUGCUAGAUUUGCUGAUCGGAUUCAGCCGAGUCGUGCCAAGUUUCGUCGGCUUCCCCGCGCUCUCCAAUGCGUUCAAGACACCAGAGACGCAGGUGUUGGUCAUCGUCAAGGCAGUGAAGAACCUGCGGAUCGCCUUGAAGAAGCUGCAGCUGGACAGGCUGCCUGCAGAGGCUCAGCCCAAGGUGACAAGCCUCGUCGUCUACAUCUACUGCCUUGUUCAGGAAGCAUGGAACUCCUAUGGCAAGAAAGGCCUCCUGGACGGGAAAUGCAGCGCCCGCAGAUCUGAGAAUCGCAUGAAAGGCAUCCGCGGGGUGUUCGCCAUGGCAAAGGCACAGCUCCUUGGCUCCAGGCAGCUGGUGGCUCAAACUCGACAUCGCUUGGAAGUCGAGGAGCAGUUUGACGAAUAUGCGGAGGAAUUUGAAGACCACCUAGUCAACACCUUGGAGUACCACCUACCCGAGGUCAUCGCAUCAAAAAUGGCCAGCUUCGGGAGACGAUUUCCUUGCUGCAUGGACCUGGGUUGUGGUACUGGCCUUUGUGGCCGAGCUUUGAAGGCAUCCGUGCAGAUCGAGAAGUUGAUAGGCGUCGACCUGUCAGCUGGCAUGUUGGCCCAUGCCCGCGAAGCAGGCGGAUACGACGAGCUGCUACAAAGGGAUUUGAUUUCUGUGCUAGGGAGCCAGGAGGCUGCGAGUGUGGACCUCUUGGUGGCUGCUGACGUGCUCAUUUACGUUUUGCAGCUGGACAAAGUCUUCCUGCAAGCUCACAGGGUGCUGCGCAAGGAUGGCAUCUUCGUUUUCUCGACGGAGACAGCAUGCGAGGCUGAAUCUUCCGAGGGCACGGUUCAGAGAGUGUCCGGCCGAUACGCUCAUACUCGAUCCUUCAUCGCAGCGACUGCAUCGCAUCUCUUCGCGGUCCUUGAAGUAGAGACCAUUCCUCUUCGGAUUGAAGAUGACCUUCCUCUGCAGGGUGAUGUGUUCGUGCUGCAGCGGCUGCCGCCUGAAGUUGGCAGCUGUGGAGACGUGGACCAUUGCAUCAAGCUGUUCCAAGAGCUCUUGAUUUCUCUGGGCUUCCGCAGCAACGCACAAGGCCUCUUUCGGCAGUGGAAGGAGGUUCAAGCAUCACUUGGAAAGGAAGAGGGUGCUCCAGAAGAUGGCGAGAAGGGCAAGGACGGGAAGGACAAGAAAGGCAAGGAGAAAGACGACAAAAAGGAUAAGAAGAAGGAAAAGGAGAAAAAAGACAAAAAGGAUUCCAAGGACUCCAAGGAGGAUCCUUUCGAUUCCUUCGAAGUCAAGAAGGAGGUGGAGCUUUGCUGGUCCGGUGUCGGCAGCGAUGAGUAUGCAUUUCAGUUACUCCACUAUGUUCUGGGGUUGAUGUACAUGGGCCCGCAGAUGACACGUCUCGUUGGCACAGCCAAGGAUCCAAAGGAGCGUGUCAACUUCAAGCCGGACAAGUGGCAGAGGGACUUGCUAGACAUCGUGGACGAUGACGAGUCAGCCUUGGUUACUCGGGUGCAAUUGGUCGUUGCGCCCACAGCAAGCGGCAAGACCUUCAUUGGCUACUAUGUCAUGGAUAAGGCCGGAGGUGUCUUUGAGGCUGGCAAGUGGAAGCAGUGUCAGGUGCUCGUCACCAUUCCACACAUCCUCGAGAUGCUGCUUCUGUCAGCAGAGAACCAGGACUGGGUGGCUCGACUGCGGUACGUAGUCUUCGAUGAGGUGCACUGCAUCGGGGAGCAAGAAGGUGGAGAACAGUGGGAGCAUUGCAUGCAGUUGAUUCCAUGCCCCUUCAUCGCCCUCAGCGCAACGGUGUCCGAUCCGAGCUUCUUUCUCAAUUGGCUGAGCAGGGUAAAUGAGCUGAAGAAGACCUCCAAGGUAAGCAUUGUGGAGCAUCGUGAGCGAUGGAAUGAUCUUUACAAAUAUGUUUGGGUCGGAGGAAAGCUGAGGCCGCUGCACCCUUUCUGCUGCUUCGUGGAGAGCUCGCUGCGCCGAAACGGAAUGUCCUCCGACCUGAGCCUCGUACCAAGGGAGAUGGUGCAACUACACCAAGAGGUCCAAAGAAUCAUCGGCGUGAACGACAAAUGGGACAGGUUUGCUACGAAGAUCGAUGCGAGAGGGUAUGAGAGGGAGUUAAAGGAAACGUUCUUGCAGCUGCUUCACGAUGAUGUCGGCCUGGCAUGGCUUCUGCACAGUGUGAUGGCACUCGGGAACGAGGUUGACCUCACGAAGUUGGUGAAGGAAACGUCCUACCUGCAGGCGGCGACCCUUUUCAAGCUUUGCAAGGAUCUUGACGAGAAAGAUAUCAUGCCAGCGAUCAUCUUCAAUUUCUCCAGGAAAGAGCUCGAACGAAUGCUCAAUAAGCUCGUUCACGAGCUGGAGUACUGGGGUGAUGAGGAGGCGAAGAUCAGAACCAGAAAGAUCAAUGACAAGUCUGGGCCACCCAACACUCAAGUGGGACUGGUGGUGGACGAGGUGGAGUACCGACUUCCGAGGCUGUAUGCAUUCUUCGGCACGGCAGAGGCAGAGGUGGAUGCCUUCAGCCCGCUCGACAGUGUCCCGCAGACCUUGGGCACUGACGCCAAGGUGGGCCUUCACUUGAUGUUUUCGUUGGUGGCCAGCCCUACCCAACCUCGCAAGUGCCUUUGGGCAACUCCCGACAGCAAUUGUCCCGCAAUGGGAACCUUGGAGGCAGCAGAUCUCCUGGAGAGGCUCUUUGUCUCUUGGUGCUGCCUCUCCUGCAUUCGCAUCUCCUAA